AAAAACGAAAUAAAGCAUAAAGAAGAUUUCCUAUUAAGAGUCUGAGCUUUUGCUCGCUUCAUAAUGGACUUGUCUUUUGGAGGAAUCAUAAUACAUUCACAACAUGACGUUCAAAACGACCCAUUUUCUUUAAUUUCGUGCAGAUUCGCUAUUCCUUCAAUUCCUAGAAAGUACUCAAUCCUUCAAACUAUCUUCUCUUGCCUUUUCACUUUUUCCUUUGAUUCAUUAAUCCACUAAGCCUCAUCCCAUAUCGUUAAGUGUCUUUACCAGAUCAUGAAAUCGGUCUGCUAUUUUCUUUAUGAAUGCCAAAAGUUUAGUGGUACCUUGCUUUUCCAAUAGCAAGCCGAGAAACCGCAGUAUGACGUUGUGUACCAUUAUUACCGUACCUUAAUUGUUUAUCGUCGUGAGCAAGGCUUUGGAACUUGCAGUCUUCCAAACACCCCUCUCACCUUGGAUCAAGAAAAACCAGAACUUUACAACUUGCUUGUACGAAAAUUGAUAAAAAAAAUAGCAGCCUAAACCGUUGUAUGCUCAAGUUUCUUUCAAGUUUCUAAAAAAACCAAGACGGACCUUGUUUUACCACGAAAGCUUGGUUGAAACUGGAUUAAUAUUAUCGUUACGAAGUAUUAUUUGAUACUGUCAUUUUUUUUGCUCUAUAUACCUCACUUUCUUUUCCUGAGACGCUGUAUUUUGUAGAAGAAAAAAAAUGGCUUAUUCUUUGAAAUUACGACCUCAAACCGCGCUUAAAUUAGCGAAAAGGUCAGGAUGGCAGUCAAAUGCUGUCUUGCUCCGCCGCUCAUUCCAAUCUUCAGCUGCGAUCCGCGCCAACGAGAAGCCUCCCAUGCAAAGAUCCAGUAUGGGAUCCCGCUUGUUUGAAGUAAUGGAGGUGGCCUCAAGUCUUUCUUUAUUGACGGGUGUUGCUUUUUUGCAAUCCCUUCGUGGUGUAGUCCCUUCUUCCAAUGCUAUUGUUGCUUCAGGCGCUCCAAAAAGGACUCUUGUCGUUUUAGGAUCCGGUUGGGGUGCAAUUUCCAUUAUAAAGAACAUAGAUACCUCUCUGUACAAUGUAGUUGUCGUUAGUCCUCGCGACCAUUUCCUUUUCACUCCCAUGCUUCCCUCUUGUACGGUCGGUACCUUACGCUUGACCAGUAUUACCGAACCGUUAGUAUCUCUUUUACAGGACAAACUUUCUCCCACUGCGAUACAUCAAGCCGAAUGCUCAUCUAUUGAUUCUAAGGCUAAAAAACUUGUUAUUCGUGGUACUACUACUGCCAAUAAGGACGUGGAAACUGAACUUCCUUAUGACGAUAUGGUAAUUGCUAUCGGUGCCACUAAUCAAUACUUUGGACUCAAAGGUGUGAAGGAACAUGGCUGUUUCUUAAAGGAGGCUGAAGAUGCCAAAAAGAUUUUCACAAAGGUUUCAGAUACCUUGGAGCAAGUGCGUUUUAACAAAAACCUGACACCUGAGGAGCGUUCACGUCUUUUGCACUUUACUGUAGUCGGUGGUGGUCCCACUGGUAUGGAAUUUGCUGCUGAAAUGCGCGAUUACAUUGACGGUGAUGUCCGUAGAAUGUUUCCUGAACUUUACAAGGAAGUUCGUAUCACACUUAUUGAAGCUGCUCCCAAGGUCUUGCCUAUGUUUUCCAAGCAAUUAGUUCAGUACACGCAAAACCUUUUCAAAGACAUUCGCAUCAAUAUUAUGACAGAAGCUCUUGUUAAGGAUGUGAACGAAAAGGAAUUGAUCAUUCAAAAAACCAACGCAGAUGGUUCUAAGACCAUUGAGAACAUUCCUUAUGGACUUUUGGUCUGGGCUGCUGGUAUAACUGCCCGUGACUUGACUCGUCAAUUAAUGUCUUCCAUUCCCGAACAAAGUGGUGCUCGUAGAGGAUUGAUCAUUGAUGAAUUCUUCCGUGUUAAGGGCAUGCCUGAUGUGUAUGCCAUUGGAGACUGUGCUUUCUCAGGAUUGCCUGCUACUGCUCAAGUCGCUCAUCAGCAGGGUGACUGGUUAGCUGCUAAUCUUAACAGGUCCGGAAAGGCUACUGCUUUGAAGCAUAGACUUGAGGUCAUGGAAAAGCAGCUUGGCGAGAAGAAGGCCGAAAAAGAAUUCUCCGUUAUGAAGCAAGAGCUUGCUAACACUCAAUUGAAGCCUUUCCAAUACAAACACCAGGGUGCCUUGGCUUAUGUCGGGCAUGAUAAGGCCAUUGCUGAUCUCAACGUUCCAUAUCUCAAUAAAGUACUUUCUUUGCAUGGUACUUGGGGAAAUACCUUUUGGCGACUUGCUUAUUUGAACGAAUUGGUUUCCGGUCGCUCUCAAUUUUUGGUUCUAUUCGACUGGCUCAAAGCAAGACUCUUUGGACGUUUUGAUGCAAAGAUUUAAGACUUUAUGAAAGACCAACACCUAUAUACCCCCUUGAUAGUCAUAAAGGGAUAGGCUAUUUGCGUUGCCAUCCUUAUCAAUGUAUUUUCAUGAAGAAAAGCUGCAAUUCAUGAGUAUUACAAUAUUAUUUUCGUCUGUAACUUUAUAUUUCUGUCACGGGAGAAAUCUCACACGUUAUGAGAAUGUAAAUCGAGUGGAAG
Schizosaccharomyces cryophilus OY26 is the source of this 2574-nucleotide messenger RNA. Its product is annotated as NADH dehydrogenase. Bases 707 to 2374 code for a protein of 555 amino acids. The transcript has a single exon. Gene Ontology annotation, molecular function: NADH dehydrogenase activity. The record is from RefSeq and is a predicted model, not a curated record. Lineage: Eukaryota; Fungi; Ascomycota; Schizosaccharomycetes; Schizosaccharomycetales; Schizosaccharomycetaceae.